AUGUCACAAGCUGGAGAUCGUUGUUUAAAAAACUUAAGAUUCGAGAAUAAAGUUGCCGUGGUUACAGGGGGAUGUUGUGGAGUAGGUCGCGGCUGCGUCGAUGUUUUAGUCGAGGAAGGUGGAAAAGUUGCUGUGUUAGAUACAAAUGAUGAAGUAGGGAUGUCACUGACCUCAGAUAACCUGCCCGGUGAAAUAUAUUUCAUACAUUGUGAUAUGAACAAAGAAGGAGAUAUACAAAGUGCUAUUGAAAAGGUGAUAAAGAAAUAUGGUCACAUAGACUGCUUGGUAAAUAAUGUUGGAACACAUCCUGGAAGAAAUUCGAUUGACAAUCUCACCGUGCAAGGGUUUAGAGAUUUACUCGACACUAAUCUUGUCAGCUAUUUUGCAGCAAGUAAGUAUGCUUUGCUUUAUUUACGCAAGACAAAGGGUUGUAUUGUUAAUAUUGGAAGUAUUGGUUCAUCAGCAGCUGCAUUUGGGAUGCCGUCUUAUUGUGCUUCAAAGGUAGGUAUAGAUUCUUACCGCUUUCUGGAUAAAUCCUCUAAAUAUCACUACCACCGUAACGUUGGUUACAUUCCAAUAUUUGAUAUCGUGUUAUCAAAUGAUGUCCAAAAAUAG
Messenger RNA from Ruditapes philippinarum (Manila clam), 615 nucleotides. RefSeq names its product 17-beta-hydroxysteroid dehydrogenase 14-like. Lineage: Eukaryota; Metazoa; Mollusca; Bivalvia; Venerida; Veneridae. The transcript has 6 exons. The record is from RefSeq and is a predicted model, not a curated record. The coding region runs from base 1 to 615 and encodes 204 amino acids.